Messenger RNA from Stereum hirsutum FP-91666 SS1, 906 nucleotides. RefSeq lists its product as uncharacterized. The transcript is spliced from 9 exons. The record is from RefSeq and is a predicted model, not a curated record. The coding region runs from base 22 to 906 and encodes 294 amino acids. Lineage: Eukaryota; Fungi; Basidiomycota; Agaricomycetes; Russulales; Stereaceae.
AUAUGGACCGUUGCACGAUUAAUGUCCUAUUUCCUCUCCUGGAGGUUUCUCCAUUUUCACGGGCAAAGACAUGCACGGUUGGACCGCGAUCUUUCGGUUCAUAGUCGAGAAUGUCGCCGUAGGACAAUGUUGAUAUCGAUCUUCUCUCCCAUUUCUUUCUUGGCUCCAGAGGUGCACUUGACCGAUCUGGAGAAGAUGUGGACAGAUAAGGUCGUGAACAACCCUACAUGGAAACCAUUCAUUAAGAAGUUACUUGACGAAUGGCAGGAAUUCGUUCUUUAUGGAACAGUCCUGUUGAACGCCAAUGUGGCGUUUCUGGACAUAGGAUACGUGGGGGAUUCAGCCAAGGCAGGAAUAGCACAAUUUUUAAGCUAUGUAUCCAUCGUGGCGAGUGCAGGUUCUAUAGUGCUCGGUUUACUACUCAUCCGACAAAAUCGGAGCAGGGCAAAUCGAGAGGUUCCCACAGACGUCACCCAGUAUCUAGAUGCCAUGAUGUCAGGGAAGUACGGGCUAGAACCGCUCGCCAUAAUCUACAGUCUUCCGUAUGCAUUGCUGAUGUGGUCGAUGCUCACGUUUGUCGUGGCCUUUCUCAUUGUCUGCUUCAACGGUAGCAAUCUCCCCACACGCGUCUUUGUUGGCCUAUCGUUCUUUAUCGUUCUGGUCGCCAUACUCUUGUGUCUGGUAAAGAGUACGAACAUUGCCGUAUUCACAUGGCUCUCCGGUGUUGUGGAGAGGUUCCGUGUAGAAGAUGGUUCUGGACAGAGGAGGUUCCGAAAGCUAUGGCCGACUUCAUUUGCGAGCCUCUCCUUAUUCUUAAGAGCUACUUUAGGGCCUCAGAACUCUCAUGUGACUGCCGUGCCUAACGGUACAGCUGCGGGUAGUAGCAAUAACGCCACGGAAGUUUGA